GACACCACUGAAAACCUCGCUUUUCCUCCAGCUCUUCUCAGAAAGGUGAGCUCAGAUCACCUUUUGCGCUGUGUUGGGGAGGUUUUCCUGCAGGGGGAGGCGGAAGACUCUUGCACCUGCGAGAUGAAACUAACUAAAGCUUUCGCGGAGUUUCAGCUGGGCUGGUCUCACAUGCAUUACGUCUUUGCUGUGCUCUGUGUUUUUGUCGUGGUGUAUAAAUUAACAAUUCUACUUGCGAAAAGAAGGGAAGCACUGCGAAACUUCGAAGCUUUUUGGGGGCCGCCGCCACACUGGCUGUUUGGACAUGUUCUCGAGUUUAAACAAGAUGGGACCGAUAUGGACAAGGUAGUGAAAUGGGGACAGGAGUACUCAUAUGUUUUCCCAAUCUGGUUUGGCCCCUUUCUCAGUAUAAUCAAUAUUCAGCAUCCAGAUUAUGCAAAAACUAUCCUGACAUCAUCAGAGCCAAAAGAUGAUUUUGCCUACCGUUUUGUGGAGGGUUGGAUUGGAAAUGGGUUGUUGGUGUCAGAAGGUCAGAAGUGGUUCCGUCAAAGAAGGCUCUUAACGCCAGGUUUCCAUUAUGAUGUUUUGAAACCAUACCUCAAAUUGAUGUCAGAGUCUGCUCAGACUAUGUUGGAUAAGUGGGAAAGUUAUGCAAGCACAAAUGAACCUUUUGAAUUGUUUAAACACAUGAGCCUCAUGACACUGGACAGCAUUAUGAAGUGUGCCUUCAGCUGCUACAGCAACUGUCAGACAGAGGGUGGAACAAAUGCAUACAUCAAAGCAGUGUAUGACCUCAGUUUUCUAAUUGACCUUCGGCUCAGAAUGUUUCCGUACCACAGUGACCUCAUUUUCCACCUUAGCCCACAUGGUUUCAGAUACAGAAAAGCACGUCAGGUGGCUCUCAGUCAUACAGAGGACGUUAUAAGAAAGAGGAGAGAAGCACUAAAGGAAGAGAAGGAGCUUGGACAAAUACAGGCAAAGAGAUAUUUGGACUUUCUGGACAUCCUUCUCUUUGCAAGAGAUGAGAACCAGCAGGGUCUGUCAGAUGAAGAUAUGGGGGCAGAAGUGGACACCUUCAUGUUUGAGGGCCAUGACACCACAGCCAGUGGCCUGUCUUUCAUCCUCUACUGUCUGGCCUGCAACCCAGAACAUCAGAAGAUUUGCAGGAAGGAGAUUAUGGAGGCCUUGCAUGACAAGGAAACCAUGGAGUGGGAGGAUCUCAGUAAAAUCCCAUACACUACCAUGUGCAUAAAAGAAGCUCUCCGCCUUUACCCCCCUGUACCAGGAAUUGCCAGAAAAACCACCAAAACUGUAACCUUUUGUGAUGGGAGAACAGUGCCUGCAGGUUCUGUUGUUGGAAUAAGUGUGUAUGGAAUUCACAGGAAUGCAUCUGUCUGGGAAAACCCUAAUGUCUUUGACCCUCUGCGUUUCCUACCAGAGAACAUUGCCAAGAGAUCCCCUCAUGCGUUUGUGCCCUUCUCAGCUGGGCCAAGAAACUGCAUUGGUCAGAACUUUGCUAUGAAUGAGAUGAAAGUGGUGACAGCUCUGACACUGAAGCGAUACCAGCUCAUAGCAGAGCCCACUAUGAAACCCAAGAUCAUCCCCCGACUGGUUCUCCGCUCACUCAAUGGCAUCCACAUCAAGAUCAAACCUUUAGAGACUUAGUUAAAGUGCACUAACUGCAAGAACUGCUCAAAAUUACUUUAUUUAGAAAGUAAAAAAAGUAUGUUGAUUCUACCUUCUACCAUAUAACUGAGCUUUUACAUAUAAUUUAAUCAACUCUGU
Molecule: messenger RNA, 1785 nt
Organism: Pelmatolapia mariae (spotted tilapia)
Lineage: Eukaryota; Metazoa; Chordata; Actinopteri; Cichliformes; Cichlidae
Product: cytochrome P450 4B1-like
Exons: 12
Coding region: 124-1665 (513 amino acids)
Molecular function (GO): monooxygenase activity; iron ion binding; heme binding
Source: RefSeq, a predicted model, not a curated record